ACUUUGGGUGUUUAUCCUGUUAAAAGUGAGGCUCGUGAGAUGGAAGUAACUCUUUUCGUUCUAGUUAAUAAGGAUGAAAGAGACCCCAACAUCCAAUCAGUUUUUGUGAAGAGUGAAUAUUAUAGCAUUUGUGGGAAAGUUGUACCUGGA
This is a messenger RNA of Dentiscutata heterogama, 150 nucleotides long. NCBI's taxonomy places the organism in Eukaryota, Fungi, Glomeromycota, Glomeromycetes, Diversisporales, Gigasporaceae. The record is from the annotation of a GenBank genome assembly.